CCGCCAGCGACAAAAGCGCCGAGCGGCCGCCGGCGCCAGCGCGGAUCCCGACACCGGCACCGGCACCGAGACCGACCCCGGAUUUGAUACCGACCCCGGCGCCGGCACCGAUACCGGAUUUAACACCGUCCCCGGCCCGGCCGCAGGAUGCCAAACUGGGGAGGAGGGAAGAAGUGUGGGGUGUGCCAGAAGGCCGUCUACUUCGCUGAGGAGGUGCAGUGUGAAGGCAACAGCUUCCACAAGUCCUGCUUCUUGUGCAUGGUCUGUAAGAAGAAUUUGGACAGCACCACUGUGGCCGUGCACGGUGAGGAGAUCUACUGCAAGUCCUGCUACGGGAAGAAGUACGGCCCUAAGGGCUACGGCUACGGGCAGGGAGCAGGGACCCUGAGCACUGACAAGGGCGAGUCCCUGGGAAUCAAAUAUGAAGAGGGCCAGCCCCACCGACCCCCCAACCCCAAUGCAGCCAGGAUGGCCCAGAAGGUGGGAGGAGCUGACGGGUGCCCCCGCUGCGGCCAGGCCGUGUACGCGGCCGAGAAGGUCAUCGGAGCUGGGAAGUCCUGGCACAAGUCCUGCUUCCGCUGUGCCAAGUGUGGCAAAAGCCUGGAGUCCACCACCCUGGCAGACAAAGAUGGGGAGAUCUACUGCAAAGGUUGUUACGCCAAGAACUUCGGUCCCAAGGGCUUUGGCUUCGGGCAGGGCGCCGGGGCACUGAUCCACUCACAGUGAGCUCCAGGGCCCGUCCCGUGCUGCCCGCUCGCCCCACGCCGCAGUGAGCGCCCCACUGUCACCCCCAGCCACCGCUGCUUCGCAGCACCCGCCCCUCCCGCCUGCCCCGGCGCUCCCAGAGCCGGGGGGCCAGCGCUGUCCCCGUGGGCUCCUGCUGGGGCAGGUGGCACGGGGGGGGCACUCCCUCGCACGGCAGCGAGGCCCCAGCGCCCGAGCCCUGCUCCGCGUCGCCCGUCCCGCCGUGACACCGAGCAAGCAAUAAAACAUCAGAGACGUCAAUGCUCGCCCAGGCCUGGCCCUGCCACUCUUUCGCUGUCUGGGGCUGAUGACUGGCACUGGGGGCCCGGAGCUGGGGAGGUGUUUGCAGUCCUGGCUUGUAAUUAAAGCCCAAUGGCAGGAAUGUGUCGGUGCAGUCAGACACGGCCCAGCUGUGGCCAGCUGAGCUCUGCAGCUCGGCUGGGAUGGGCUCCCCCUCUGCUCCCACCGAGAAUCAGCAUGGAAUGGUUUGGAUUGGAGGAGACCUUAAAGCUCUUGUUCCACCUUCUGCUGGCCCAGGUUGCUCCAAGCCAUGUCGUUGAACACUUCCAGGGAUGGGGAUAGCUUCCAAAAGCAGAGGUUGAUGCUGGGAGGCCAGGGACAGCCCUUCUGGGGUGUGUUGGUAGCACCACACGUGUGUUCAACCUCUCAAAACCCCUAUCAGUGCUUUUAGGUGGCACCUCUCCAAGCGGGCAUGCCCAGCAGUGCCAAGUAAUUAACAGCUUUUCACCUACUCCCUGCUUUUUUAGCAGCUUGUGGAUCAUUAAGCCUCCUGUUUGGCAGCUGCCCAGUUUUAAUUGGUUUCCAUCUAAACUCUUCACUGCCUUUCUGUGAUUCUCCUGUUGGACCGGUGGGACAGACUCGGAUCAGCCUCACUGCAGCUCAGAGUUAGGGACUCCACAGGGAAUUGAGUUCUGGGUUUUUUAAAGUUAUAAACAUUGUGGUUGAGCAAAUGAGAUGGGGAGUGUUCUGAGAAGCACAACAGAGGCAGAAAUCCCUUUUUGGGGCAGGACUUGGGCUCCUUCAUCAACUUAAGUGCUUUCUCCUGUUGAUCACACCCUCGGUUUUACAUGGUGUUUUCAAAGUGGAGAUGGGAGUUAAGUCUUUGCCCCUCUAGGUUCUAGCAGGACCCACUGCUCUGGGCUGUGUGGUGGCUGUGAUGAGGGGUCUAGUGGCACUUGGUGUGAGGGGCAGAGGGCCUAGGCUCAGGUAGGGUUGGGAGCUGCAGCACAGAGGGCUCAGGUACCACCCUGGUGUGGUGACCCACUUGGCAGAGACCCUGCU
Messenger RNA from Hirundo rustica (Barn swallow), 2046 nucleotides. It is a transcript of the gene CSRP1, whose product is annotated as cysteine and glycine rich protein 1. NCBI's taxonomy places the organism in Eukaryota, Metazoa, Chordata, Aves, Passeriformes, Hirundinidae. Gene Ontology annotation, biological process: muscle tissue development; sarcomere organization. Bases 148 to 726 code for a protein of 192 amino acids. Gene Ontology annotation, molecular function: structural constituent of muscle; actinin binding. Gene Ontology annotation, cellular component: nucleus; cytoplasm; Z disc. The transcript is spliced from 6 exons. The record is from RefSeq and is a predicted model, not a curated record.